UCUGCCAUAAUGAGUUCUAACAUGGCCAAGGAACGCGUAUGGCUGGGCUGGCCCGUCGAAGCUUCCUUUCAAGCUUCUCUUUCCUCCAGAAAGUACAACGCUGUUGUUCUGUCCAUUCCGACGCGACAUGUUCACAAUUACUCAGCACAGGAAGCGAUGUGGUUUCAGACAACAUGGGACGUCGUUACUUAACAUUUUAUUGGCUGACACAUUUGUAAACGUGUAUUAAAAGACCCAUGUACCGCCACGUAGUCUUCUUUAUAUAUCUCUUUAAAUUGAGAUUGCCAAAAUAUAAUCUGCCUUUAGUUUAGGUUGUUUCUUUUCUGGUUGGUGGCUGAUUUCCUGGUUUAUAGCGAUCUUCAGCUUCUUUACAAAUCAUCAACCAUUCCUUAACCAGUUCAUCUCACUUUCCAUAACAUCAGUGCCAAGAGAAUACCAAUGGUGAAAAACACAGCAUAUUAUGAUGUAUUGGGUAUCAAUGUUGAUGCAUCUGCAGCUGAAAUCAAGAAGGCUUAUUACCUCAAAGCAAGGCUAGUUCACCCUGAUAAAAAUCCUGGAGAUCCAAAAGCUGCCGAAAAUUUUCAGGCACUUGGUGAGGCUUAUCAGGUUCUAAGUGAUCAUGAAAAGCGUGAAGCAUACGACAAAUAUGGAAAAGCAGGAUUACAACCGGACUCCAUGUUGGAUCCUUCUGCUGUGUUUGGGAUGCUUUUUGGAAGUGAAUUCUUUGAGGAAUAUGUUGGCCAACUAGCACUGGCUUCUUUGUCAUCUGUUGAAAUUGAAGAUGAUUCACUAGAUAAGGAAGCUUGUAUGCAGAAACUUCAGGAAAAGAUGAAGGCACUUCAGAAAGAAAGGGAAGAAAAGCUCAUCACAAUACUGAAAAAUCGCCUUCAGCCAUUUGUUGAAGGUCAAACUGAUGAGUUCAGUAAUUGGGCAAAUUCAGAAGCACGGCGACUUUCAAAAGCUGCUUUUGGUGAAGCUAUGCUACAUACUAUUGGGUACAUUUACACAAGGAAAGCUGCAAAGGAACUUGGAAAAGACAAGCGUUAUAUGAAGGUACCCUUUUUAGCAGAAUGGGUGCGUGAUAAAGGGCACCGCAUAAAAUCUCAAGUAAUGGCAGCUUCAGGUGCUGUUAGUUUAAUCCAGAUACAAGAUGAGCUGAAGAAAGCGAACCAAGGAGAAAGCAAUGAAGAGAACAUAAUGAAAGCCCUUGAAGAUAAAAAGGAUGCCAUGCUUCAAUCCCUUUGGCAGAUCAAUGUGGUUGAUAUUGAAUCAACUUUAUCUCAUGUCUGCUUAGCAGUACUUAAAGACCCUAGUGUAUCCAAGGAUGUUCUGCUUUUACGGGCAAAAGGGUUGAGAAAACUUGGAGCAAUUUUUCAAGGAGCAAAAGCCGCUUAUAGUAGAGAAAACAGCCUGCGACGUGAAAAUGACAAAGCAAUAAGGGGUGGUUCCUCGUCAUAGUCAUCUUGAUACUCCAUGGAUGUUCACUUCGUUGUUGAUGUUUGUGGUGUGUUAAAAGUAGUUGGCUUUUAUUCUUGUACAAUAUGUCGAAUUUAUUGAGGGUAUUAAUUCAAUAGAAUAUCGAAUUUUAGACAAGAAUUAAUUGCAGUUCAAUGAGCCUAAAACCAUACUACACAAGCUUGUAACUUACUAUUUGCUGAUCAAUUUCAUAAUGUAAACUUGCUCAGAUGUGUGAA
Durio zibethinus is the source of this 1694-nucleotide messenger RNA. Its product is annotated as chaperone protein dnaJ 10-like. Lineage: Eukaryota; Viridiplantae; Streptophyta; Magnoliopsida; Malvales; Malvaceae. The record is from RefSeq and is a predicted model, not a curated record.